CAAGCAUCACUAUGAGCAGCUUCGGGGAGAUCCUGCGGGAGAUCGGGGAGUUUGGUAGCUUUCAGAAACGCUUGUUGGCUGGAAUAUGCAUCCUCAGCACUUUUUCUGCUUUCGACAUCGCCAGUCAGGUGUUUGUAGGACUGAACUUCCCACAUUCCUGUAACACCGACUGGAUCCUGGAGCGAGGACCCAACCUGACGGAGGAACGACAAAGAAAUCUCACCCUCCCACUGAACAGGGAUGGAGGCUUUGAGAGCUGUGAGAUGUUCACACCUGUGGAUCUUGAUUUGGAAACCAUUGAGGCGUAUGGCAUCAACAAGACUACAGGAUGCACACAUGGAUGGGACUAUGACGCACCUGUUUGGGCGUCUAGCAUCGUGACAGAGUUUGAUGUAGUUUGUGACAGGAGUGGUUUGAUCGAGGCGUCCCAGUCCAUCUCCAUGGCCGGAGUUCUGGUUGGAGCGCUGGCUUAUGGGGCGAUUUCUGACCGGUUUGGACGGCGCUUCUCGAUCCUGCUCUGUGUUUCUCUCCUCCUGUUCUUCAGUGUUGGUUCAGCUUUCUCCCCCAACAUCUACGUUUACAUGUUUUUCAAAUUUCUCUGCGGCACCUCGAGUAUCAACCUUCAGAUGAACAUAUCUGUGAUGGGGGUGGAGUGGACUGGUCCCUCUUACGCUGCUCGUUUCACAACAAUCACCUUAACGUUCUGCGGUGUGGGACUGACCUUACUGUCGGGCAUCGCCUAUUUAAUCCGCGAUUGGAGGAUCCUGCAGCUGGUGCUCUUCAGUCCUCUUCUAGUCCUCUUUGCAGUCUAUUACAGGUUUCUCCCAGAGUCCGCCCGCUGGCUGAUCACCCAGGGCAGGAAGGAGGAGGCGCUGAAGGAGCUGCAGAGGGCUGCCCGGCUGAACGGGACCACGGUACCAGAACAUCUGCUGGACAAGAUUGAGGGAACAUCCAGAAGAAGAAACGUGUUCGACAUCUUCCGGAUAUCGUAUUUGAGAAAACUUACUCUCAUAAUGGGCUACAACUGGUUUGCAGUAAAUCUUCUCUACUACGGACUGACCCUGAAUGUGGGCAGCUUUGGCCUCAAUAUCUACCUCACACUGUUCAUCUUUGGAGUCGUCGAAUUUCCUGCACGGGCUACUUCUUACGCUCUGAUGCAACGCAUCGGAAGGAGGACAGGACUAGUGGGCUUCCUUUUCUUCGGGGGAGCUUCUUGCCUCAUGGUCCUUGCCAUCCCAAAAGAUCUUCCUGCCGUGGUGACAACCAUAGCAGUCAUCGGGACGUUUGCUGCUACUGCCAGUUUCAACAUAAUCUAUGUGUACACUACAGAAUUAUACCCAACUAUUUUAAGGCAGAAUGGUUUUGGUGUGAACUCGAUGUUUGGUCGCGUGGCGGGGAUCCUGGCUCCACUGGCGAGACUCCUGGACGUCUACCAUCACUCCAUCCCCAUGCUGAUAUACGGCAUCGUGCCCAUCACUGCUGCUGGUCUCUGCUUGUUACUGCCUGAAACCCUCAAUGUGGAACUCCAGGACCACACUGAGCCCGAAAAACCAUCAAAUGGAGCUUUGGAGAACCGACACAGUGAGGAAGUCAUUCUUCCUUUGUUAUAGUCAGACAACUUUUCUACAUGUAUUUGCAUUUUUUUUCAACCUCUUUUUAUCGGUGUUGUUGGGAUAAAAGUGUUAUGUGAAUAAAAUGUAAUUUACCAGAGCUUUGUUGAAAGUGUUGAAAAAAAAGUAUUGGGGCAACAAUUUAGCUUCAGGGGAAACCUGAGAUAUUCACACAGAAAUUACAACUUUAUAUAAAUUAAUAAAAGGCAAAUAAUUCAUAUUAUUAUUAUUAAUAUUAUUAUACAGACAUACAAUUCCAAUGUGUUUCGAAUCUACAUUUGCAACAAAAAAAUUAGUAAAUGUUUGGAUCUUUCUGCAUACCCAGGAUUUUAAUAUCAAAUCUGUUACUUUUUGUAUUCCUAUUUGUCAAACCUAUUUUUAAUUAACACUGUGACCAAAAGAUAGAAUCUUCCAAAAAGUUAACUGUGAUUCGUUGUGGUAAUUCUAAACUAAACAAACGGUAAAUGAUCAAAACUGAUUGAUUAAAGUUAAACCAUUGAAGCAAUAGGCGGGUUAUGCAUCAACACAUUAUCACGUAUUAUGAACACACAGAUUUAAACACUCGUUGGUGCCUCAAACGCAUCGUCAUGAUUCUCCGUGUUCACCGUUAAAUCAGCUGAGGAGAGAAACAAGACACAGUUUUAAAUGAAGGGAUGCCACAUUAAUAACCAUUUAUGAACAACAAAAGGAUAUAUAUGGUACUCACUUUGUUUGAGUCUCUAUGCCUCCGACUCACUGGACACCGCGUCAGCAGAGUUUCUCAGAAGCCAUCGGUUCUUGUGUUGAACGUGUCCGAAGCCUUCGUCGUAGUUUCCCUUUCUUCUGAACAGUUGUUGGUAGUGAAAUAUGCAGUAGAACUCCCCAUGCAGUGGUGAGUAAUUUUGCAUGCUACAGUACAAUAAGCAAAAUAGUUUAGUUAAAGUUAUGUUUCACUGUUCUGCUGUACCUUAAACCCCGAUCCAAACGAAGCUGAUUGGUCUUUGCUCAAUUUAUAUGCGGUGGUGAAGCAACAUUAAAACGGUUAAUCAUCUGUUAUAUUUGUCUCU
This is a messenger RNA of Gymnodraco acuticeps, 2656 nucleotides long. Its product is annotated as solute carrier family 22 member 13-like. Gene Ontology annotation, molecular function: transmembrane transporter activity. Gene Ontology annotation, cellular component: membrane. Gene Ontology annotation, biological process: transmembrane transport. The transcript has 10 exons. Bases 12 to 1610 code for a protein of 532 amino acids. The record is from RefSeq and is a predicted model, not a curated record. Lineage: Eukaryota; Metazoa; Chordata; Actinopteri; Perciformes; Bathydraconidae.